AAAAUAUAGCUUGGUGGCGGUGUGUGUGGCGGAGAGAAGUUGGUUAAGUUUAUUUUUAAGGUGAGUGGCGGAGAAGGACGGCUGUAUUAUGGAACUGGAAAAAAUGGAUGAGAACGACUGGAGGUACCAUGGAGAGGGGAACCGGAGUUUGGUGGUGUCUCAUGUCCAAAAUUCGCAGGUUCUCCGUCUCCUGAAGUACCCGAUGGACGAUGCUGAACACGCACGUCAGACCACGGAUCAGGCCUUCAGACACAUCCAGAACAUUGUGGACUACAGUAAGAAUGUGAUGAAGCCGCUGCUCGGGGAGGAGUGCGUCCACCACGGAGAAGCAGUUAAACUACCGCUGGACUUUCUGAGGCAGCUGUCUUUGAAGGUUCAACAGGAGAGACCAGAGUCCCGCUGUGACAAGGUGAUGGACACGUUCAGCGGCUGCGCCCUGUGUUUGCCUAACUUGACACAGCUGUCCGCUUGUCGCCUCAGCAAGCGCAGUCCACAGCUCUGCAUCGAGAUCAAGCCAAAGUGCGGCUUUUUGCCGUUUUCCCAACACGUUACGCAGGAGGUGAAGCGCAGGGUGUGUCGCUUCUGCAUGCACCAGCACUUUAAGCUGGCCAAUGGGAAGUGGAAGAGGAUGAGCCGGUAUUGCCCACUGGACCUGUUCUCAGGGAACAAACAGAGGAUGUACUUUGCAAUUAAACACUUAUUAGAAGAGCCACAAAACAACUUCAAAAUUUUUACGAGCGGUGAGCUCAUCUACGGCUGUGAAGACGACCGCGCCAAGCAGCAGGACCUCUGCGAGUUGGCCCAGCGCCUGCGGCCCCACUUCCCCUCGGGGCAGCCCCCUUCCAACAAAGCGCUCCUCAGCGAGCUCAUUCAGGCAAUCGUUGGCGCGCUGCUGGGCACGCUCGAACCCGGGCAUGCCGGAGAGCCUCAGAGGCGGGCACCCGCUGAGAGCAGAGCUUACUGCCAGGGUAGCCCGCUGCAUCCAGAACUGCUGCGCAAUGGAAGCCCAGGCCUGCCCAAGCACUGUAUCCUGUACAGAAUCCUCCAGACCCAAAUGCUGGACAGCCUUGACAUUGAGGGAGUUUAUCCGCUGUACAGAAGAGUGGAGCAGCACUUGGAGGAGAUUCCCAAGGACAGGGGGCGGCUGCAGAUAGAUGGGCCGUACAAUGAAAAAUUCCUGGAAAAAGUGGUAAACUGCCCUUCAGAAGACGAUGGCUCUGUUGAAUAUGCUGUGGGAAAGAUUCACCAGUACAGAGUGGCGAUGACAGCCAAGGACUGCUCAGUCCUCAUUGCCCUGGCACCCUGUGGACAAGAUGACACACUGGAGCCUAGCCUGGAGAUUCAGCCUUCAAAACCUGGAUUCACAUCCUCGGUGUCCAUCUUAGAUUUAGACCCCAAACCCUACGAGAACAUUGCUCACCAGUACAAGCUUGACUCGAAAAUCGUCAGUUACUACUUAUGGAAAAUGCAAACUGAAAAGGAGCAGCAUCAACAGCAGCAGCAGCAGCAUCCCCCACCAGCAUUGGCUUCCCACCUCUACCGAGAGGGUCAGGACUGCACUUUGGUGUUCCAGCCUGUGUGACCCUCCACAGGCAGCACGGGGUUGAAUGCAUCAAGGUCAGAUGCUGGGCUAGCACCUGGACUGUUUGCUUCUUCUGUUAGUUCCAAAGCUGAAUGCCACACUUGCUGACUAAUGGGUAUGGGUUAGGGUGAGUAGGGAAGGGCAAUGCAGGUCCCCUGCAGCAGAAAGCCCAGAAGAGCAUGUGCAGAGCCCUGAACUGCUUUGGGUGCCAUCAGCUUGUACACAGUUCUGCUGGAUUAACUGCAAUGCCGUAGUGUACAAAGCUGUACCAAACUCUAGUUACUGACACCUUUCAUUAUUUUAGAGCUUUCGAAGUAAAGAAAAGAGAAUAAGAAAUUAUGGAGAAAAAUACAGACGGAAAGGUGCAGAGAACAAGUAGAGCAGGACAAUGUGUGGAAUUGGCCAAAGCACUCAUAACUGAACUCCUCAGAUGUUCAGCGAUACGCUUCACGAUAGAGUUAUGAAGACAAAUUCCACUAAGACACAUUUCAGCCCGUUAGAGUAGACAGAGUCCUGAGCUGUAAAAACAGCAGACAUGUGGUAUGGUAGAACCAGCUAUAAGUGUGUGUGAAGGGGUAGAGGGUCCUGGGAGCUGUUACCAUGGUGAUCCGAAAGUGAAGAAAGUUCCGUUAACCGUUCUGUGCACAAUAGGGGGCAGAUGCAUUAAGUAGCACAGAUUGUUGUCUUGAGAGUUUCUCAUUCAUCAAGCAGUUUACAAUGAAAGACUAAAUAAGCAGAGCUAAUUUAAGGUACACGUAGUACAGACAACGGUAGCAACCAUAACGUGCUUAUCAGCAUGUAAUUGAACAAGCAAACUGGACUGCAAAGAAUGAAUAACAGUGUUACUGCUGCAGUACAGUCUGUAAGCGUCUGUGUGAGCAGAUACCGUAUUGAUACCAGAGUUAAUGUGCCCCAGGUUGUGUUCAUCUGUGUUGUAGAAACUAGUGUGCAGUGUUUCUUUUUAAAUUGAGACAUACUGGAUGUAAACAGAUCAACACAGUAUAUUGUAUGAAAAAUAUUCUACAUUUGUCCUAAAGUGCCCUACAUCUGUACAUCCUUGUGUAUUUUCCUGAAAUUCUUUGAAAACACACGUGAUUGCUGUUCUAGUCUGAGAUGUUUGCAUACCAGAAAAAGGAAAUGACAGCACACAGUUCUGACUUGUACCAUUGCUGUAGAGAAGCAGUUCCUACAGCUAGCUGGAGCUACUCGGUACAGGAAGUUGGGACUCUGCAGAUGUUGUGCAAGGCUUCACAACAAGUCCUGUCACAAUGACCUUUUCUAUGGUUUCAAACUGUGCGUUAAAGGUUUAAAUAAGUAGUUCAAAAGGUGAAGGUAAUCCAAAAUAGUAAUUAUUGAGCUCUGUUCAGGGACCCACAUGUGAGUUACCUCCGGAACAAAUCAGAGGUUGUAUGGCUGCAGCUUUUUGCUGCAUUGCACCUCUCCUUGUACCGAUUUUUACAUGGCUUGAGAUGCCUUAAUGCACCAUGAAGUGCUGCUGCAGCUGUGAGGGGAAGGUCUUUUAAAAAAGAUUUCUGAAACCCAAGGACUCAUUUUUCUGUAACCGCUCAACAGGGGAAAUCAAUUGGUGACAAAGCAAGGCAGACCUUGUCCCUGAUGUGUGCCCCCAACCUCAUCUGUGUGAUGUGAGUAGUUGAAAGAGCAGGCCAGCUCACUUACUGUGGUUUUGGGAUAUGGGCUCCGCAGGAGGUGUACAAGGGAGAA
Scleropages formosus (Asian bonytongue) is the source of this 3304-nucleotide messenger RNA. It is a transcript of the gene ippk, whose product is annotated as inositol 1,3,4,5,6-pentakisphosphate 2-kinase. Bases 89 to 1582 code for a protein of 497 amino acids. Gene Ontology annotation, molecular function: ATP binding; inositol-1,3,4,5,6-pentakisphosphate 2-kinase activity. NCBI's taxonomy places the organism in Eukaryota, Metazoa, Chordata, Actinopteri, Osteoglossiformes, Osteoglossidae. The record is from RefSeq and is a predicted model, not a curated record. Gene Ontology annotation, cellular component: nucleus. Gene Ontology annotation, biological process: inositol phosphate biosynthetic process. The transcript is spliced from 13 exons.